ACAUCAACCUGUAAACUAACUUGCAUUAGAGUGUUUUUAGAGUAUUAAUAGAGUGACUCUGUUAGUAAGUUGACAUGUAGUCGCACAGUUCCCUAUAGUCACUAGAGUGUUCAAAAUAAAGCGUGACCGAUUCGCGUUAUGAAUAAAGUCCCACUUUCCCCUCAGUUCUCAGUCCAUCAUCACUCCGGAGAGUCGUGAGCGCGCGAUCUGUGAGGAAGCGGAGGCUCAUCAUCAUCAUCGCGUCACUCGCGCUCACGCGUUCCUCAGGAAACUGUGUUUCCUCCCGGAGACUCGCGGUUCCCGGAGCUCGAUGCGCGUCCCGAGCAGACCCCGCGGAAGCCCAGCGUGAGGAGACACGCGAAGCCUCCCUCGGACAGGAGACAUGCCUCCUCCUACAGUGCUGAGCUCCUCUCUCGGGCUCCUAGCGGCGCUUUUCGCCCUGUUUUCAGCCGCUCUCCAAGCGCGCGCGCUCCACAUUCAGCAGGACUUCGCGUCUCCAGAACGGACUAAUAACUUCGUGGUGGACGCGGAGUCCGGGCGCGUUUAUCUGGCCGCGGUGAACAGCCUGUUCCAGCUGAACGCGACGCUCGCGCGCGAGGUGGAGAUGCGCACGGGACCCGUCCGCGACAACCCGCUGUGCCACGCGCCGCAGCUCCCGCAGGCCACAUGCGAGCACGAGAAGACGCUCACGGACAACCACAACAAACUGCUCGUGCUGGACCGCGAGCAGCGCGUGCUGGUGGCCUGCGGCUCCGUGUAUCAGGGCUUCUGCGAGCUGCGGCGCGUGGACGACGUGUCGCGCGAGGCCGUGAAGUUCCCGCAGGACGGGGCCACGGUGUUCCCGAGCAUGCUCAACAUCGCGGCCAACCACGAGAACGCGAGCACCGUCGGGCUGGUGUUCAGGGGCACCGGCGGCGCGCCACGGCUGCUGGUGGCAGCCACGUACACGGGCAUGGGCACCGAGUUCUUCCCGAAGAACCACAGCAAAGAGGACCUGCGCUUCGAGAACACGCCGGAGAUCGCGAUCCGCGCGCUCGACACCGGAGACCUCGGCCGGCUCUUCACCUACGACAUCAACCCGUCCGAGGACAACGUGUUCAAGAUCAAGCAGGAGGUCAAGCAGAAGAACAAGCUGAGCUUCGUGCACGCGUUCGCGCUCAAGAGCUACGCGUACAUCGCCAUCAACAACGACGCGCACACGGGCGCGAAGGAGAGCCAGCCGAACAGCAUCCUCGCGCGCGUCUGCCUGGACACGAACGCGCCGCGCAGGUCCGCGGAGAGCCGCAAACUCACCGAGUCCUACAUCCAGAUGGGGCUCCAGUGCGGGUCCCCCGGGAACAUCUAUCACCGGCUGCUGUCCGUGUUCCCCGCGGAGGUCAGCGUGCGCGGCGCGGCCCCGGAGCCGCAUGUGUUCGGGGUGUUCGGCGGCGCGCGAGGGUUCACGGCGGUGUGCGCGUUCCGCGUGUGGGAUGUGGAGGAGAUGAUCCGCACGGGCCGCCGUAACUGCUCGAGCGGCCCCAACAGUGACGUGCAGGUGCUGGACAGCGUCAUCCAGGGGUCCGGGGCCGAGUGCGAGGGCAAGGGGACCAUCGUGCUCCAGCAGGAGCAGCUGAACUGCGGGGCCGCGCACCUCCAGCACCCGCUGGCCCUGAGGAGGCCCCUGAGAGCCCCGCCCAUCUACGAGGCCCCGGGACUCAGCUCUGUAGCGGUCGACAACGUCCACAACCACACCGUGCUGUUCCUGGGGACGAGCCGCGGCCGGCUGCGCAAGCUGACUCUGCUGGCCGACCUCUCCGUGGCGAGUGUGUGGUCACUGAGACUCCCUGCUUCCGAACCGGUUCACCACAUCAUGACCUUUGACCCCAGCGACAGCAACUACCUGUACGUCAUGACCACACACCAUCUCCUGCGCGUGGCUGUGUCGGCGUGUGACCAGUACAGCUCCUGUGGAGAGUGUUUGAGUGCUGGUGAUGCUCACUGCGGCUGGUGUACGCUGGACACACGGUGUUCGGUGCAGAAGAACUGCUCCAGUGGGACUCUGAGCCGCUCGUGGAUCGGCAGCGCUGACGGCGUCCAGCAGUGUCCAUCCAUGAACAUCACUCCACCAGAGAUCAGUUACUCCGCACACAUGAGGGACGUGGGGAUCCUGAUGGACGGCAGUGUCCCGGAUCUGCAGGGUCUGAGGGUGGAGUGUGGUUUCGGGAUGGGAAUCUCCACUAACGCCACCGUGCAUCUGGACUUCGGCACCACUAAGAUCCAGACGUGUCCUCUGCCUCCGCCUCACAUGUAUCCCACAAUCCCCUCGGGCAAAGAUCACAUCACCGUUCCCGUGGCCAUCAAGGUUAAUGGUGUUCCUGUGGUUUCUGGGAGUUUCAUCAUUUACGAGUGUGAACGAAUGGGAGCAAUCCACCCCAAAACUGCGUGCACGAGCUGUUUGAGUACUCGAUGGCGCUGUUACUGGGACCCGCAGCUCAACUCAUGCGUUUCCAGCAAAAACAGCACACAGCAUGAUCUUCUGGAGAAUUCCCAGUUCUGUCCCAGUAUGGAGGCCCGUGACGUUCCUCCGCUGGCCACCGGAAGUCCUCAUGUUUUCACCCUGGACCUCAAGAACGUACAACAUGGCACUGCGCUGGACUGUGACUUCGGCGAUGGGCAGCUGUACGGUGUGCAGUGGCUGGACGGGUCAUCGGUGAACUGCAGUGGAGUGACCCUAAAAACUGCAAUGUGGAGCCGAAUAUUCCAUCUGAACCUACGGAGAAGAGGAACCAACACAUAUAUAGACAGUCCAAAACCAAUGACAGUGGAGGUGUACAGCUGUGGUGCGGGGGUCAGCGACUGCUCCCAGUGCCGGGGUCGUGAGGCGCAGGGUCACAUGUGUGUCUGGUGCCAUAGCGAGUGUCGUCAGCGAGACCAGUGCCAGACCAUCACUGCACACUGCCCAGAUCCACACGUCCAGAAGAUCGAGCCGCUGACGGGGCCUGUGACGGGCGGGACGCUGCUCACGGUUCAGGGCAGGAAUCUGGGACACCGAGCGGAUCAUGUCAACGUCUCCAUCGGGGAAGUGCCCUGUGACAUACUACACUACACUGUCUCAGUCAGGUUGGUUUGUGAGACUGGUGCAUCAUGGGAAGCGAUGAGUGACCGUGUGGCGGUGAGCGUGGCCGGUAACACAGUGGGGUUUUCGAAGGACGUGUUCUCGUUUGUGGAGCCGAAACUGCUGGAGUUCUCCCCGCCACACGGGCCUCUCGCCGGAGGAACCCGACUCACCAUCAGCGGACAGUUUCUGGACGCCGGAUCCACUGUCAGCGUCAGGAUCAACACCACUCACGACUGCAGCAUCUACAUGCGGUCGCGUGACGUGAUCGGGUGUGUGAUGCCACCCGCCGCGCUGGCAGAGAACGUGUCUGUGUGUGUGGUGUACGACGGCCGGCCCUGCCUCAGCGCUUCGCCCAGCUUCACCUUCACCUACGAGAAAAACCCCACCAUCAGUCAGAUCAGACCCAGCAAGAGCUUCCUCAGUGGUGGCCGCAGGAUCUCGGUCAUGGGUCACGGCUUCGGGCUGGUGCAGUCGGCCGUGAUGGAGGUGACUGGAGUCGGACAGACGAACUGCUCGUGUGUGUCGUCUACUCUCAUGGUGUGUCAGUCUCCGGCGGCGGCUCAGUCCCAGCAGGCCACGGCUCUCUUCUACCUGAACCAGGUGCUGUACCGAGGGGUGGACCCUUCAGGGGGCCGAGGGCCGGACGAGGACCAGGAGCCUCUCGCUGAACACUUUCCCUUUGACUACGUGGAGGAUCCGCAGUUCUACACCGCCAACAAAGAGAAGCUCAUCAAACAUCACCCCGGAGAGCCGCUCAUCCUCGUCAUCAACAAAGGGCCGAGCGAGCUGGACCUGACACUGGACGAAUACUCCGUGACGAUUGGCUCAGACCUCUGUGACAUCACCUUCCAUAACGAUCAGCUGUUCCACUGCACCAUCAACCGCUCGCUGAGCGCUGGCGCUGGAGAUCUGCCCGUCACUGUGCGUGUGGGCCGUUUCCAGAAGGUGAUAGCGAUGGUGCAGAUGGGUGGAGGCAGUGAACUGGCCAUCGUGGUGUCCAUCGUGGUCUGCUGUGUGCUGCUGCUGCUCUGCACUGUGGCACUGGUGGUGUACUGCACCAAGAGCCGCAGGGCAGAGCGCUACUGGCAGAAGACUCUGUUACAGAUGGAGGAGAUGGAGUCACAGAUCCGCGACGAGAUACGCAAAGGUUUUGCAGAGUUGCAGACGGACAUGACGGAUCUGACGAAAGAGCUGAACCGCACACAGGGGAUCCCGUUCCUGGAGUACAAGCAGUUCGUCACGCGCACCUUCUUUCCCAAGAUGUGCUGUGACUACGAGCGGCGUCUGGUUCAGCCGAUGUAUGAGAACGAUCCGCUCGGCCCGAGAGCUCUGACCGAAACUCAUCCUCUGCUGCAGGACUGGCAGCCGUGUAACAGCAUGCGGCCCAACCUGGAGGAGGGAAUCACUCUGUUCUCCACUCUUCUCAACAACAAGCACUUCCUGGUGUCCUUCGUUCACGCGCUCGAGCAGCAGAAAGACUUCGCCGUCAGAGAUCGGUGCAAUCUGGCGUCUCUGCUCACCAUCGCCCUCCAUGGUAAGCUGGAGUACUACACCAGCAUCAUGAAGGACCUGCUCGUGGAUCUGAUCGACGCCUCCGCCUCCAAAAACCCCAAACUGAUGCUGAGGAGGACCGAGUCCGUGGUGGAGAAGAUGCUCACCAACUGGAUGUCCAUCUGCAUGUACAGCUACCUCAAGGAGAGGGUUGGCGAGCCGUUCUUCCUCCUGUUGUGUGCCAUCAAGCAGCAGAUCAACAAGGGCUCGAUCGACGCCAUCACGGGCAAGGCUCGCUACACGCUGAACGAGGAGUGGCUUCUGCGGGAGAACAUCGAAGCCCAGCCGCAGAACAUCAGCGUGUCGUUCCAAGGCUUCGGCAUGGACUCGGCCAGCGUGCGCGUGAUGAACACCGACACCAUGGGUCAGGUGAAGGACAAGAUCCUGGAGGCCUUUUACAAGAACCUGCCCUUCUCCCAGUGGCCCCGAGAGGAGGACGUGGAGCUGGAGUGGUUUCCUGAGGGAUCCAGAACCAGAAUCCUGCAGGAUCUGGACGACACGUCUGUCAUGGAGGACGGCAGGAAAAAACUCAAUACCGUUUCCCACUAUCAGAUCCCAGAUGGGGCGUCACUGGCCAUGAGCAUGAAAGACACGAGAGAGAACACACUGGGCAGAGCUAAAGAUCUGGACACAGAGAAGUACGUUCAUCUGGUUCUUCCACAUGAUGAUCUGGGCGAGAACAGAAAGACUCACAGACACAGUCAGAGGAAGAAAGUGUUGCCGGAGAUCUACCUCACACGCCUGCUCUCCACGAAGGGAACACUGCAGAAGUUCCUGGAUGAUCUCUUCCAAGCCAUCCUCAGCAUUCCUCUGGAGAAUCCACCGUUUGCCAUCAAGUACUUCUUCGACUUUCUGGAGGAACAGGCGGACAAGCGCGGCAUAACCGAUCCGGACACGUUACACAUCUGGAAGACGAACAGUUUGCCUCUGCGCUUCUGGGUGAAUAUCCUGAAGAAUCCUCAGUUUGUGUUCGACAUCGAUAAGACGGACCACAUGGAUGCGUGUCUGUCUGUCAUCGCUCAGGCUUUCAUCGACGCCUGCUCACUGUCUGACCUGCAGCUGGGCAAAGAUUCCCCCACCAAUAAGCUUCUGUAUGCCAAAGAGAUCCCGGAGUACAAGAAGAGAGUGCAGAACUACUACCAGCAGAUCCAGGAGAUGGCGCCGCUGAGCGAGCAGGAGAUGAACGCGCACCUGGCCGAGGAGUCGCGGAAAUACAGGAAUGAGUUCAACACCAACCUGGCCUUAACAGAAGUCUACAAGUACGCCAAGAAAUAUCGCAGUCAGGUGGCGAGCGCGCUGGACUCGAACCCCACCGCUCGACGCACUCAGCUCCAGCACCGCUUCGAGCAGGUCGUGGCUCUGAUGGAGGACAACAUCUACGAGUGCAGCAGCGAAGCCUGAUCGACUGUGUGUGUGUGUGUGUGUGUGUGUGUGUGAGGAUCCUCAGGUGAAGAGAAACAGACGCUUGCUCUCGCUCUAUAGUAUUCAAGCAUUGACUUCAGUCGAGGAGGUUGUUUAAUUGUGACGCACUGACCCCACACUCGGGGAGAGCCAAUCAUGCACUGGAUUAUUCAAGACCUUCUCCAUAGCAAUAUUUAUACCUGUGUGAUGAGUUUAUAGUGUGCCUCAAUCAAUGUGGAGAACGUUUCUGAUGGGAUGUUUGUUCAAUGGCGUUUCUCUCUAAUUCCACGAUGCCUUGGACUACAAGUAAUGAUAUGAAUAACAUAUAAUGAAAGUGUUGCAUUUGUAUUAUUGUUCUUUUUUAUAUAUAUAAAGGGUUUUGAUCAUUCUUGGAAGAGUCCAAACCGAUAUGUGUGCGUUCUUCUGUGAAGCUUUUUGGAGAAAGAGGGAAAUUUUAUCAGUAAAGACUUUACUAAAACGUG
Molecule: messenger RNA, 6531 nt
Organism: Pimephales promelas (fathead minnow)
Lineage: Eukaryota; Metazoa; Chordata; Actinopteri; Cypriniformes; Leuciscidae
Gene: plxnd1
Product: plexin D1
Biological process (GO): negative regulation of cell adhesion; semaphorin-plexin signaling pathway; regulation of cell shape
Cellular component (GO): semaphorin receptor complex; plasma membrane
Molecular function (GO): semaphorin receptor activity; protein binding
Source: RefSeq, a predicted model, not a curated record